This is a messenger RNA of Hypoxylon trugodes, 1996 nucleotides long. RefSeq names its product asparaginyl-tRNA synthetase. Gene Ontology annotation, cellular component: mitochondrion. Bases 148 to 1701 code for a protein of 517 amino acids. Gene Ontology annotation, molecular function: asparagine-tRNA ligase activity; nucleic acid binding; ATP binding. Gene Ontology annotation, biological process: asparaginyl-tRNA aminoacylation. The record is from RefSeq and is a predicted model, not a curated record. The transcript has 3 exons. NCBI's taxonomy places the organism in Eukaryota, Fungi, Ascomycota, Sordariomycetes, Xylariales, Hypoxylaceae.
AUCAAAUUUCCUCUCAGUUACUAUAAACUGAACCACACAAUAUACGACCUUCCAAUUAAUCAUUAUGUGCUUAUGAUGUUCUCGAAUGACUCUAUGUCACUUGAUUCCACCGAAAAUCUCAUAAUAAUCUCAUAAAACCCACAUGAGAUGAAUCCUAUUCUACCGCUUCUUCGAGGAGCGUCACUCAGGAGACCCCUGAAGCUCUCAUCACAACGAAUAUCACGCGCCUUCAUUUCCACAAACCCGACGUCUAUCGCCGGAUUCCUCGAUUUUAAGCCUCAUGAGGCUGUCUCAGAUGUAAAGAUCGACGGUUUCGUUCGAUCUGUCCGUGCACAGAAACGACAUUCUUUUGUGUCCCUUGGCGAUGGUUCCUGCGUUGAAUCACUCCAAGCUGUAGUACCUGCUGAUCAAGCAGAGGAUCUAAAUAUCGGGGCAGCUGUCCGACUACAUGGGUCUUGGAUUCCAUCCCAGGGUCGUGGUCAAAGCCAUGAGCUACAGGUUGAAAGAGCUACGGUUUUAGGACCAUCUGAUUCUAAGACAUUUCCUAUACAGAAAAAAUAUCAGACCCCAGAGUAUCUAAGGACUUUACCCCAUCUUCGCCCAAGGAUACCAUUCAACUCAGCUGUCCUACGAUUUCGUUCCGAGAUAAUCGCAUCUUUAACUAAAUUCUUUAGUAAUCGCCAAUAUAUACAGACUCAUACGCCAAUUCUCACCUCAUCAGAUUGCGAGGGUGCUGGUGAAGUUUUCCACGUGUCGGCUGGCGAUCAUUCAUCAUCCCCUUCCAAAUCUGAGACACCCAAAUCUUUCUUCCGUCGCCCUGUAUAUACGACUGUGUCAGGCCAGUUGCAUCUAGAAGCUCUAUCCCAGGCCCUCGGCAACGUCUGGACAUUGUCUCCAACCUUUCGUGCGGAGCAGAGUGAUACCCCGCGUCAUCUUAGCGAAUUCUACAUGCUGGAGGCAGAAAUGAGCUUUACCGAUGGUUUAGAUUCCGUUAUGGACCUCGUGGAAGAUAUGUUAAGACAUAUCUGCACGGACUUGGCCGAUUCGAGGAUUAAGGAUGAGCUCUUGACACGAACGGGCGAACGCACCUCAGAUUUGGCUGUUGCUGAACAGGUAUCCCAACGUUGGGAGGGUUUCAUGCGAAAAGACUGGCCGCGGAUUACCUACACAGAGGCUAUCGAGUUAUUGAAACUUGCUGAUACCUCGUUUGUUCAUAGUCCUGUAUGGGGUGAGGAUCUUCGUACGGAACAUGAAAAAUACAUUGCAAUGAAGGUGGGCAAUGGACAUAGCCCCGUAUUCGUCACAAACUACCCGCGAGGUAUUAAAGCUUUCUACAUGAAAGCUAAUACGGAUGACUGCGAUAAAUCCCUACCUGGUAGGACGGUUGCAUGCUUCGACCUAGUCGUGCCGGAUUUCUGCGAAAUUGCCGGCGGGUCAAUGCGUGAGCAUCGACUAGAAAACCUAUUAGAAUCCAUGCAUACACACGGGAUAGCCCCAAGCACAUCCCCAAAUAACACCACCGAGCGGUCGCAACCCCCUGAGAAUAACCUUAACUGGUACGUUGAUCUACGGCGCUGGGGUUGUCCUCCCCACGGAGGGUUUGGUUUAGGCUUCGAUCGACUGAUAUGCUAUCUCUCCGGAGUCCAAACAAUACACGACACUUCCGCGUUCCCCCGCUGGUACGGCCGAUGUGAUUGCUGAAUACAGUAUGAAAGCGGACAUGCCGUGCUCGUUAAUGCUUACUUCUCUGGGACGUGGGGAGUGUCUUGUGAUACCCUCGCACAACGUGAUAUUGAUUCAGACUGAACUACCAAAUAAGCUUUGUGGCGUCUGUUGUGCAUUGGUUUGAAGUUCACGAGGACAGAAUCAAAGUCUGAGGCUAGUUUUGACAGGUCCUAAACACGACAUAUUGCUCUUGUGUUGCUUCAUCCACGCUUCACGUGUGUCAGAGCAAAGCUAAGGCAUCUUCUACAGGAUGCUGCCCAGCGACCUACGA